This is a messenger RNA of Brassica napus (rape), 709 nucleotides long. RefSeq lists its product as uncharacterized. NCBI's taxonomy places the organism in Eukaryota, Viridiplantae, Streptophyta, Magnoliopsida, Brassicales, Brassicaceae. The coding region runs from base 252 to 641 and encodes 129 amino acids. The record is from RefSeq and is a predicted model, not a curated record. The transcript is spliced from 2 exons.
UAUAUAAAAAUAAAUGAAAACAAAAAUCCGCGCGGAUCGAGAUACAGUUUAAUUUAAAACACUUGGAGUAGAAAUCGUUUUAAAAAAAAUUUCACCCCCAGCCUCAUAAGUCGUAACCCAUGAACCCUAAAUCCCUCAAUAUCUCAAAUCCCCCAAUUUAACGUGAUUUCACCUUGAUUCGAUCUUGUUUGCACCUUCUUGGCUAAACGUAACCGUAGCCAAGCUAGUGACACUGUUCGUUGAUUCAGUGAAUGGAAGAAGAAGAGAAGCAGAUAACAUGUCUCAUGUCUGUGAUUGUUUGCGGUGGAAAGAGAUCUCUGUUUGAGACUUCUUCUCUUCCCCUCUCCAAGAAACUCUGUUCCUUGUCUCCCUCUCGUUUCUCCUCCUCUCUUCUUCUCGAUCACCUCGCCGCCAUUUUACCCGACAUGGAUAUUCACGUGAGCUUUUCCAUCCCGAAAGUUUCAAACUUUGUUUUGGAUAUUUGCAAGAUUGUAACUUUUCUUGACUUUUUCCUGAACUUGGAUGGCACUGAGUGGGUUGAAUUAUUUAACAGGGAAAUGACGAAUGCUUCAGACAUGAAACAAGUAUGCUCUCACGCUUCAUCUGAAACAAGCACUGCAGAACAACAGUUCCAUCCCUAGCUAGUACCAUCUUUUUUUAGGCAAAACUUAAAAAAAUACAUGUAAUGUAAUGUUUCAAGUGUAUUUUC